AUGACAUCGUUACUUGAUAAAGGAAAAGAAUUUUCUAAGAAAGCAAUGGAGGAAGAUGAAAAAGGAAAUUCUAAAGAAGCAUUAGAAUAUUAUAAGAAGGCUAUUGACUGUUUGGUUGCACAUAAAAAAACUGAAAAAAAUGAAAAAGUUGUUAAUAUCAUUAAUAAACGAGUGAAAGAAUAUGUUGAACGGGCAGAAUAUUUAAAAAGAAUGAUAAGUGGAGAAAGAGUUAAAUCAGAUGACCCAGAUAAAGAAGAAGACGCAGAAAAUAAAGCUCGUAGUAAUGCUGUUGGGAAUGCUGUAUUAAAAGAAAAACCAAAUGUACAUUGGGAAGAUGUUAUUGGUUUAGAAAAAGCAAAAGAAGCUUUACAAGAAGCAGUUAUUUUACCUAUUAAAUUUCCACAAUUAUUUACUGAUAAAAGAAAACCAUGGACUGGGAUUUUAUUGUUUGGACCACCUGGUACAGGUAAGUCAUUUUUAGCAAAGGCAGUUGCUACUGAAGCUGAUUCUACAUUUUAUUCAGUUUCUGCAUCAUCAUUACUUAGUAAAUAUUUAGGUGAAUCAGAAAAAAUGGUUAAAGAAUUAUUUGAAACGGCUAGAAAAAAUAAGCCAAGUAUUAUAUUUGUUGAUGAAGUUGAUUCGUUAUGUAGUUCUCGUGGGGAUGGAGAGACUGAAGCAAGUAGACGUGUUAAAACUGAAUUCUUAGUUCAAAUGAAUGGUGUAGGUAAUUCUAUGGAAGGGGUAUUAAUGCUUGGAGCAACAAAUAUUCCAUGGCAAUUGGAUACUGCUAUUCGAAGACGUUUUGAAAAAAGGAUUUAUAUUGGACUUCCUGAUGCAUCAGCACGUGCUAAAAUGAUUAAAUGGAAUUUAGGUAAAUUACCUAAUCAAUUAACUGACAACGAUUUUAAAAUACUUGGAGAACAAACUGAAUUAUUCUCUGGAAGUGAUAUUGCUACUCUUUGUAAAGAUGCUAUUUACCAACCUGUACGUACAUUACAAGCUGCUACUCACUUUAAAUAUGUAACUGGACCAUCUCCAAUCACUGGAGAAAUACAAAAUGAUUUAGUUACACCAUGUAGUCCUGGAGAUAAAGGUGCUAUGGAAAUGAAUUGGAAACAAAUUGAAGGAAGUAAAUUAGUUGUUCCACCAGUAACAAUGAUGGACUUUAUGAAAUCAAUCAAAAACUCACGAUCAAGUAUUUCUGUAGAGGAUGUUAAUAGACAUCGUGAAUGGGCUGAACAAUUUGGACAAGAUGGAUAA
Entamoeba histolytica HM-1:IMSS is the source of this 1260-nucleotide messenger RNA. Its product is annotated as vacuolar sorting protein VPS4, putative. Gene Ontology annotation, molecular function: ATP hydrolysis activity; ATP binding. Lineage: Eukaryota; Evosea; Mastigamoebida; Endamoebidae. The transcript has a single exon. The record is from RefSeq and is a predicted model, not a curated record. Bases 1 to 1260 code for a protein of 419 amino acids. Gene Ontology annotation, biological process: endosomal transport; vacuole organization.